AUGACCAAGUCCCGCCGCAAUGUCCGGUUCCCGCACCGCAACAGCGGCGAGCGGCGCCUGAGCGUGUCCUCCGAUGUCAGCGAAGCUACCUCGGAGCCUGCCAGUCCCAACAAAAAUGGCAGCGUCUCCAAGCAGUCCACGAUCCCCGAGGAGAAACCCGCCCAGUCCGAGUACGAGAAGAAGAAGCAGACCUUCAUUACCCGGACGAUAUGGACUUUCGUGAUGAUCGCGGGUUUCUUCAUCGCCAUGUUCUCCGGUCACAUCUACAUCAUUGGCCUGGUGACCGCCAUCCAGAUUGUCUCGUUCAAGGAGGUUAUUGCUAUCGCCAACGUCCCCAGUAAGGAGAAGAACCUCCGUUUCACCAAGACCUUGAAUUGGUACUUCCUCGCGACGACCAUGUAUUUCCUGUACGGCGAGAGCGUGAUCUACUAUUUCAAGCACAUUCUGCUGGUGGACAAGGUGCUGCUUCCGCUGGCCACUCACCACCGUUUCAUUAGUUUCACGCUCUAUGUGAUGGGCUUCGUGUUCUUCGUCUGCUCCCUGCAGAAGCGUCAUUACCGAUUCCAGUUCACUCAGUUCGCCUGGACCCAUAUGGCCCUGUACCUGAUUGUGGUGCAGGCUCACUUCGUCAUGAACAACAUCUUUGAGGGCAUGAUCUGGUUCUUCCUCCCUGCCUCGCUGGUUAUUACGAACGACAUCUUCGCCUAUGUUUGCGGCAUCACCUUCGGACGCACUCAGCUUAUCCAAUUGUCCCCGAAGAAGACUGUUGAAGGUUUCCUUGGUGCCUGGAUCUGCACCAUUAUCUUCGGUUAUUUCAUGACCAACGUCCUGAUGCGCUACAAGUACUUCAUCUGCCCCGUGAACGAUCUCGGCUCAAACGUUUUGACCGGUUUGGAGUGCACCUUGAACCCGGCCUUCGUCCCUCAGCCUUUCUCGCUCGAGUUGUUCGGUCUGGACAAGACUUUCUGGGUUGAGCCUAUGCAGUUCCACAUUCUUGGUUUCGCUACUUUCGCCUCCCUCAUCGCUCCCUUCGGUGGAUUCUUCGCCUCUGGUCUGAAGCGCACCUUCAAUAUCAAGGACUUUGGCGAGUCGAUUCCCGGUCACGGUGGUAUUACCGACCGCAUGGACUGCCAGUUUAUCAUGGGAUUCUUUGCUUUCAUGUACUACCACAGCUUCAUUGCCGUGUACAAGGCCAAUGUGGGUGACAUCAUCGAAACUGCCAUCAACGGCCUGACCGUUGACGAGCAACUCGAGGUUGUCCGUGGUCUUGGCAAGUACCUUUACAACCAGGGUGCAGUUCCCGAGACGAUCCUGGAUUGUCUUGCCACUGAGCUCCAGCGCCGAUGA
Molecule: messenger RNA, 1347 nt
Organism: Penicillium argentinense
Lineage: Eukaryota; Fungi; Ascomycota; Eurotiomycetes; Eurotiales; Aspergillaceae
Gene: cds1
Product: phosphatidate cytidylyltransferase
Exons: 4
Coding region: 1-1347 (448 amino acids)
Cellular component (GO): endoplasmic reticulum membrane
Molecular function (GO): phosphatidate cytidylyltransferase activity
Source: RefSeq, a predicted model, not a curated record